Molecule: messenger RNA, 7593 nt
Organism: Exophiala bonariae
Lineage: Eukaryota; Fungi; Ascomycota; Eurotiomycetes; Chaetothyriales; Herpotrichiellaceae
Exons: 3
Coding region: 1-7593 (2530 amino acids)
Molecular function (GO): protein binding; zinc ion binding
Source: RefSeq, a predicted model, not a curated record
AUGAGUUUUGGUUUCUCAAUCGGUGACUUUCUGGCCUUGCUUGAGCUUGCGAGCAGCUUGCGGAGAGAUUGGAUCGGUGCGCCCCUCGAAUAUGCGGCCAUUGUCGAUGAGUAUGCCACCAUGAACGGAAGUGGAAGCCUCAAUCCACUGACACUGCACAGGACGAAGAACUUAUCAAACAUUCUUCGUGACCUCGAAGAGGUUAUUCAGACUACCCAACUUGACGACAAGCAAAAGCUGAGUUUGAAAGAUGCACAGUUUAGCUGUAGGAACACGCUGGGGGAUUUGCAAAAGCUUGUGGCCAAGUAUUCGGAACUGGGUCAAAAGUCGAGUGGUCUGCGGGGCAGCUCGCGACGGGCAUGGAAACGCUGGAAGUUAGAACCCGAUGACAUUGCAAAGCUUAGAUCUCGACUUACCUCGAACAUUACCGCCUUGACUAACCUACAGGGCAGUAUCACCAGUAAUCUAACGAAAGACAUCAAGGACGAUCUAGAAGAUCUCCGAAAAAAUGAAGACGACAGUCAACGUGAAGUAGUGGCAAAUUGGGUCGCCCCAGCCAGCUUUGCGGAACAACAGAACGACACCAUCACUCGUCGUCAGCUUGGAACUGGGCAAUGGUUUCUCGACCUGCCUGAGUAUCGAGACUGGUGCCGGGGUGAUUGUGGAACGUUAUUGUGCCCAGGCAUACCUGGAUCGGGUAAGACAGUCAUGGCGUCCGUUGUCAUCAAUGACCUACAGCAGCAGUUUGAGGCCGAUCACAGCAUCGUCGUGGCUUAUCUCUACUGUAACUUCAAGCGGCAAUAUGAGCAACGAUACAGUGAACUGUUGGCAAGUCUUCUGCGACAGUUAUUUCAAGAACAGCACAAUUUACCAUCCGAGAUUAAAGAGUUGUAUGAAAGACACAAAUCUAGGGGCACCAGACCUUCAGUCUAUGAGUUGCAAGACUUGCUUCGUCUCUUGGUCAAUCAUCAUGCACACAUUUUCAUCGUGAUCGACGCACUAGACGAAUGCCAAAAUGAUGAUGGAAGUCGUGCCAACUUAGUUGCCCAGAUCUUGAAGCUACAGAGCGAAUCAAAAUCCAAGGUCAACCUGCUGGCCACUACGCGCUUUAUUCCCGAAAUCAUCAGUCAAUUUCCAACGGCAGUGCAGAUUGAAAUCCGCGCAUCCAAGGAAGAUGUGGGUCGAUACGUCGACGGCCAGGUAUAUCGUCUGCCUCCUUUCGUCUCCCGAAAUUCGGAUUUACAAGCUGAGAUCAAGGAGAAAAUUGUGACUGCGGCUGACGGCAUGUUUCUAUUAGCACAACUUCACUUUGAUUCGUUAAUAGAUAAGACCAAACCGCGGGCAAUCAGAGCUGCCCUGGAUGAAUUGCCUCGCGGCGCGGAAGCAUUGUCUAUGGCAUAUCAAAACGUGCGAGAGAGGAUUGAACAGCAGCCUGCUGGAUUCCGCUUGCUGGCACGGCGGGUACUGUCUUGGAUCACGUACGCACAAAGGCCAAUGAAGAUCAAGGAAUUGCAACACGCUCUUGGUGUAGAGCCUGGCAUGGAGGCCAUCGACAAUGACGAAGACCUCGAGGAGGAGUCGGUAUUAGUAUCAGUUUGCGCUGGCUUGGUUGCAAUCGAUCCGGAAAGUGGUGUUAUUCGCUUGGUGCAUUACACAACUCAGGAAUAUCUAGAACGCACUCGAGACGUAUGGUUUCCAACUGCACACGCUCACAUCGCAACCAGCUGUAUUGCGUACCUACUGCUGAAGGAAAUGUCGACUAGGUGUGUAUCCAGUGAGUUGUUCAAAACACGACUCAAUCGCCUCCCAUUUCUCGACUAUGCCGUACGCUUGUGGAGCAAUCACACAAUACGCAGUCUGGAGCCAAAUGUGGAAAACCUUGCACUAUCGUACCUUAUGUCUGACGAUCAUGUCUCUGCCGCUAGUCAAGCUAUGUUCGCGACCAACUCGUUCGGCACUUAUUAUCGGUGGGGUCCCGAAAAAGUAGUCGGUUUACAUUUAACAGCGUACUUCAAUUUGGCGGGCUUCGCGCAGCGACUCAUUGCUCAGGGGAAAUCACCAGAUGCGGAAGACGGCGAAGAGCGGACACCACUCUCGUGGGCGGCAGAACGUGGUCAUGUUGAGGUGAUGAAGCAGCUCCUAGCGCUAAAUGAUGUCGCCUUGAAUUCAAAAGAUCACACCUACAGAACACCACUGUCAUGGGCAGCAGGGAAAGGUCAAACAGAAGCCGUGAGGUUGUUGCUCGGCUGCAAUGGCAUAGAGGCUAAUGCUCGAGAUAAGACUGGCAAAACGCCGUUAUCCUGGGCCGCUGAAUGUGGUCAUGAUGAUGUCGUGAAGGUCUUACUCGCCUGUAACAGCGUAUUCGCUGGAACAAAAGCUAAGGUGGGCGAAACUCCGUUGAUGCUUGCGGUGGCAAACCGUCGCGUCGAAAUCGUGAAGCUAUUACUCGACCACGGCGAUGCUAAUGUCAAUGCACAAGACGAGAAGGGAGUUACUGCAUUGUUAAGUGCAACAUAUUCAAAUCAGAUUGAGGUCAUCAAAAUGCUACUAGCAGUAGCCAACAUAGAAAUAAAUGCGAAGGACAGUUACGGCCGAUCACCGUUGUCGGUUUCAGCGAACGGAGAUGAAACUACAGCUAUGCGACUUUUUCUCGCUUUCGACGGUAUUGCCUCGAACUCGAAGGACGACGAAGGGAGAACCCCUCUGCUUUCAGCAGCAUAUUAUAAGAAGAUGGAGGCCGUGGAGCUCUUGAUCGCCCACAGUGAUGUCAAUGUCGCGGCUAAAGACAACAAUGGUCGUACGCCAUUUUCGUACGCAGCACAAGCUGGAAGCGUUGAUUUAAUAAAGACAUUACUCGCUCGCAAUGAUAUCAAUGCUGACGAUAAAGACAACAAUGGUCGUACGCCAUUUUCGUACGCAGCACAAGCUGGGAGCAUAGAUAUGGUGAAGAUAUUACUCGCCCACAAUAGUAUGGCUGACGACAAAGACAACAAUGGCCGUACGCCACUAUCACAUGCAUCACAAGCUGGGAGCAUAGAUGUGGUGAAGAUGUUACUGGCCCGCAGCGAUGUUGAAACAGACUCGAAAGACAUAAACAAUCGAACUCCGCUAUCAUGGGCUGUCACAGAAGGCGACGAUGAAGUACCGGGACUACUUCUUGCCUGCCAAGCCAGAGUUGACUCGAGGGAUAAAGGUGGUCGUACACCAUUGUCGUGGGCUGCAGCAAACAGCAAAUUCUCAGUUGCGAAUUUCAAUCUUCUCCUGGCACAAGGAGAAGACAUAGUCGAUUCCAAGGAUGACAUUGGCCGCACUCCUUUAUCUUGGGCAGCAGCGGCUGGAAGUAUAGAGGCAGUGAAGCUCUUGCUUCCGCAUCCCAGUGUUGAAGCCGACUCAAGAGACCUCAACAAUCGAAGUCCAUUAUCAUGGGCCUUCUCAUGGAGCGCUGGAUGGCAUCGGGCUGAGAUUGUGAGGCUCUUACUUGCUCGUGGGGCUGAAGGAGAUUCAAAGGAUAACGGCGGUCGAAGCCCACUGUCGUGGGCAGCAGGACAAGACUCUACUGCGGGUCUCGAAAUCCUACUAGCACGCAGUGAUAUUUCGAAAGAUUCGAAAGACGAUAAAGGUCGGACGCCCUUUUCGUAUGCCGCAAUUCACGCAGGUUCGCCCACAGUUGCUAGGUUGUUUCUGACACAUGGCGAUGUUGAAGCAGACUCGAGAGAUAUGCACGGUCGUUCGCCGCUGUCACAUGCUUGUGAAGCUGGAGGGGACCACCGGUUUGCAGAGCUCCUUCUUGCUCGCGACGACGUGGACAAAAAUUCGCAAGACGAACUUGGCCGAACACCGCUUUCAUAUGCGAUCGAAAAUCGAGACACAGAUCUUGUGAGGCUAAUGCUGACACACGAUGAAGUGGAUGUCAACAUCCAAGACCAACAAGGCCGAACACCUCUUUCAUGGCUUGGAGGGGAUGAAUUUCCCUAUGAAAUUCUGAGUCUGGUUUUAGACCGCCAACCCUUGGAGGCAGAGGGAAGAGAUGAAAACGGUAGGACGCAAUUAUCGCAUAUGGCAGGGGCAGGCUUCACCCCGUACGUCCAACUUCUCCUAGACCGAGGUGACAUUCAGGUAGACUCGAAAGACAAAUACGGUCGAACGCCCUUCUUUUAUGCUGUGGCGAAUGGGCGAAUUGAUUGUGCCAAAUUGCUUCUCGCACAAGGCAAUGUGGACGUGAACUUAAGGGACAAAGCUGAUGAGACGCCACUUCUAUGCGCCGUGAGACGUGGUGCCAUUGCGUCGGUGAAACUGCUUUUGGCACGCACAGACGUUGAAACAGACACCACAGACGACAGUGGAAUAACACUAUUGAUGUCUGCGGUACAGGAAGGUGACUUUCAUAUCGUGAACCUUCUUCUUUCAAGCGGCAAAUUUCGAAUUAACGCUCAGGAUAACUGUGGCAGGUCACCAUUAUUGUACGCAGCUGCAGGAGGCCACACAGAAAUUGCUCAACUUCUCCUCAAACAGCCCAAUAUUGAGAUCAACUUGAAGAAUGAGACCGGUGCGACACCUUUAAUAUGCGCUGCAGUGUUGGGACAUGUCCAUAUUGCGAGCCUACUUCUCACGCAUGAAGAUAUUGACACGAACGCGACAACAAGCGAAGGUUUCUCAGCGUUGAUUGUAGCAACCGGAGAAAAUCAUGUCGAUAUUAUGAAAUUACUACUCACAAGGAGUGAUGUCCAAGUCAACACGCGUGACGGAAAUGGGCGGUCGGCACUAUCGUACGCAGCUGAGCAAGGCGCUACAAAUUCCGUAGCAUUACUUCUAUCGCGUCAGGAUAUCGAUGCUGACUCAAAAGAUAAAGAUGGCCUAACACCCUUUGUAUAUGCAGUCGGGAUGGGCCACCCCAGUAUCGUGAAACUACUUCUCGAUCACAAAGAGACGACACCAGACUUGAGAGAUGAGGAUGGUCGGACUCCGCUCUCCUUUGCGGUAGAGGACGGACAAAUAGAGUUGGCCGACUUGCUCUUAGACAGUGCUAGAGUCGACGUAAACUCAAAGGACAGCACAGGCCGGACUCCUCUCUCGUGGGCGAUAACUGGUCAAUGUCAGGAAACUGUCAAACGACUUCUGGCAAGAGAUGAUUUGGUGGUAGACCUCAAAGAUGAACGGGGAUGGACACCAUUAUCACACGCAGCGCGGAACGGGUACACUGAGAUGGCUAGGCUUUUGUUGGACCACCCUGAUGUUGAUAUCAAUGCCAAGGAUACCACUUCUCGAGGACCGUUGUCGUUGGCAGCAUGGCAUGGACACCUCGAAACCGUUGAGCUUCUUUUGGGCUAUCCUUCUAUCGAGGCCAACUCUAGGGACGAUAAUCAGUUUUCGCCCUUAUUUUACGCUUGUGGAGGCGGACACCCUAAGGUAGUAGACGUACUCUUGAAGCGGAAGGACGUCGAGGCAAACUUGACAAACCAGGUUGGCUGGACUCCCUGCUUCUAUGCAGCCGGACUUGGGCAUGUCGAGGUGGUAGAGUUGCUGCUUGCGCAACAAGAUGCCCAAGCAGAUCUUAGAGAUAAAGAUGAUCGUACCAUCUUAUCCUGGGCUGUUGAACGUGGCCACAUCGCGGUUGUGAGCUUUCUACUAACGCGCGACGAUGUAGAUAAAGACUCAAAAGAUGGAAAAGGGCGAACGCCCUUAUCGUACGCAGCAGAGAGUGCAGAGAGUGGAGCGGUCGACAUCCUCCAACUCCUGCUGGCACAGAUUGGAGUCGAUCCAAAUUCAAAGGACCAACGUGGCUACACACCAUUAGCCUACGCGACGGAGUCUGAUAGGAGGGACAAUGUGAAGUGUCUUUUAGCACAUUCAGGUGUCGAUGUAAAUGUCAGCAAUGGUGGUGGGUGGACACCAUUAUCGCGAGCAGCAUACUGCGGAUACUCUGAAAUUGUGCAGCUUCUUUUGUCCCACGGAGAAAUCGAUGCCCACCUCCAAGGUUACGGUGGCUUGACAGCUUUUUGGUACGCGGCGGCUUAUGGGGGUAUCGAGGUGAUGAGCCUUUUCCCGGCGAACCAUGAUGUUGAGCUUUCUACUGCAGAUCAUCUAGGUCGCACAGCUCUGUCAUAUGCCGCUGGUUUCGGAUCCACAGAAGUGGUGAAGCUCCAGUUAAAACGUUCUAGGACCCAAGUGGAUACCAAAGAUGUCCAGGGACGAACACCUCUGUCCUGGGCAGCCGAGUCUGGCCACAGAGACGUUGUCAAACUACUUCUGCAAUGCAGAGAGGUGGACAUUGAAUCAAAGGACAAGGACGACUGUACACCUCUAGCAUAUGCAAGGGAUCGGGGACACCCGGAAGUCGUGGUGCUUUUGCAGGCAGAAGCAUAUGUGGAGGCUCACGGAGGUGGCGAUCACGAUGCUGCACUUUACAAUGCAUCAGCCGAUGGAGAUGAGCACGCUGUUCAAUUGCUUUUGGGAGCAGGAACCAGAGUGGAUGCUGUGCAUGAAGAAUAUGGCACUGCGCUGUACGCAGCAUCGUAUGGGGGCCACGAGGGAGUGGUAAGGAUGUUACUGGACGGGAAGGCUGAUGCAAAUGCCAAAGGAGGCUACUUUGGCACCGCACUCUGCGCGGCGUCAGCACUCGGUCACGAGGCUGUGGUGCAGAUGCUGUUGGAUGCGAAUGCUGACAUAGAUGCUGGAAGUGGAACCCUCGGGACCGCACUCCACGAGGCGGCUUCAGCAGGCCAUGGCAAGGUGGUUCAUACGCUGAUUGACAGAGGUGCAGAUGCCACACUGCUAAAUCGUGAUAGACGCUCGCCUCUACACAUGGCGGCUGCCUCCGGGCAUCUCGACAUAGUCGAGCAUCUAUUGCGAUCAGGGGUAUCACUCAAUCAAGCCGACAGCUUGGGCAUGACUCCAAUAUUUCUGGCUCUGCAUCAAGGCCACACUGCGAUUGUCAACACGUUGAUCCUUCGAGGUGCAGAUCUUUCCGUCAUUGAUGGCUACGGCAGGAUGCUUUCCGAAUGGGCGGCACUUUACCACCCUUCUCCAGAAAAGAGGCCAUCAUGGGCUCAGAGCUUUCAGGCGACGCCGAAGGCAACGCGGCUGAAGCGCCUUAACGAGUCUGUCCUGAGGUUGUCGAAUAGUUUGCUGUCGUCCACCGUCUCUGCUGGAAGACACAAGGGUCUGUAUGAGCUCGGAAAAUGCUUGAUUUAUCUCCAAAAUUUCGACGAUGCCAGGACCGCAUUUGAGCUCGAUAUCGUCAGCGUGGAUGACGACGGGGUCCCAACCCAUUCCGCGCUCUGCAACUUCCAUCUGGAUGAUCCUCUCGCAGGAUACAGAUAUGUGUGCCAGAUCUGUCCUGAUUCCGAUCUCUGCGAGGCAUGCAUGAAUAGUUACGGUGACGAGCUUAAGGAUGUAGACGGCAACGCAGCGGGUCGCUUUUGUCGAGGUCACGAGUUCAUAAAAAUCCCAGGCCCAGGCUGGACAGCGACGAAGGCACACGCAGCUGGUUCAAGGGACGAAUUGAACGAGUGGCUGAAGCAAAUAGUAGCGAGGUAUGAGGGAUUGUCACAGAAGCUGGAGGGUUCUGACCAAGUUGCAGAGAAAACUCUGUAG